AACAAAACCAACAUCAGAAAUAACUACAACAUGCCUGUGCCACCCAAAGAAAAGCCCAAGAAAUGGAGAGCACCAAAAGGACCCAAGCCAGUGCAUCACAAGAACAAGAACACCAUUGGGUUAGGAAGAGCUAUUCAAAAUGUGCGUGCCAAAGAAAAUAAAAUCGAGUAUUUGCCUGAUGGCGAGAUGAGAUUUCAAACAGAUAAAAAGGAAGAUGAUUGGGUCAAGCUACGUUCAAUUACUCAUGAAAAUUCUUUGGACGAGUUUUUGAAUACUGCAGAAUUGGCCAACACUGAUUUUACCACUGAAAGAUCAAACAAUAUCAAGAUUAUCCAGGUGGGGGCCAAUUUGAAUCCUGGAUCUCAGGACUACUUUGAAUCCACCUCCAACCCAUACUUGUUAACCAAGGAGCAAGAAGAACAGAUUGAAUUGCUUCAAAUUCAAAAUAAAUCCAGGCUCACAGUUCCAAGGAGGCCCAAAUGGUCCUCAGAUAUUUCCAAAUAUCAGUUGAACACCCUAGAAAGUAAUCUGUUUUUGGAAUGGCGAAGGUCUUUGGCUAUAUUACAAAAUGAUAAUGAUAAUCAACUAUUAUUGACUCCUUUUGAAAAAAAUAUUGAAGUUUGGAGGCAAUUAUGGAGAGUGAUGGAAAGAUCUGAUUUAAUUGUGCAAAUUGUGGACGCCAGAAAUCCUUUAUUUUUCAGAUCAGUCGAUUUAGAAAAAUAUACAAAAGAACUAGAUCCAAGGAAAAAGAAUUUGCUACUCGUUAAUAAAGCUGACUUGCUAACUCAAAAUCAAAGAAUUGAAUGGGCUAGAUAUUUCACUGAGAAUAAUAUUCAUUUUACUUUUUUUUCGGCUUUGAAUGCCAAUCAGUUGCUUGAAAAACAACAGGAUCUACUGAAUUCAAAUGAUCAAUCACCACCACUCCAAGAUGAAACUCACGUCAAAAACCAUUUGCAGAACACAACUAAUACAACAGGACCGAUACAAUCAUCGCUCAAAUACAACAUUGAAAUAUUGACUGUGGAUGCUUUGGAAGAAUUGUUUUUGAAGGAAGCUCCUAAACCAUUAUCACCUCCUCCGGGCAAUAACGAAACUCCCAAAACUGUUAUUGGUCUUGUUGGAUAUCCAAAUGUCGGAAAAUCAUCAACAAUCAAUGCAUUAGUUGGCUCAAAGAAAGUCUCGGUUUCAGCUACACCAGGCAAAACAAAACAUUUUCAAACAAUUCAUUUGUCCUCAAAAGUUUUGUUAUGUGAUUGUCCUGGUUUGGUGUUUCCCAACUUUGCCUAUACAAAAGGCGAAUUGGUAGUUAAUGGUGUGUUACCAGUUGAUCAGUUGAAUGAGUACACUGCACCUGUUCAAAUUGUUUGCAAUCGUAUCCCCAAAUAUUUUCUUGAAUUGAUUUAUGGUAUUGCAAUUCCCAUAAAAUCAACCGCUGAGGGUGGGUCUGGUGUGCCCACUUCACAUGAGUUUCUAACUGCUUAUGCAAGAGCAAGAGGUUACAUGACUCAAGGUUUUGGCUCUGCUGACCAGAGUAGAGCUGCAAGAUAUAUUUUAAAAGACUAUGUUAAUGGUAAAUUGCUAUAUGUAUUGCCCCCACCAAAUGAAAAUGGAACCAUUAAAAACGAUCAGGUAAACAAUGAAUUUAACAAAGAACUUUAUACUAAUUUAAAUUUGUUAACUGAAAGUAGAAAAGAACAAAUUUUAGCUGCGAUAGAAAAAAAAGGAAUGAAAACUGAGGAUUUUGAUAUGUCUAAAGAUUUAUCAAAGUUAACAUUUUCCAACUUUGUUGGAGAUGGAGAUUCAUCCAAAACAAUGAGUAACUACGGUGGUAAACAAGCAGCCAUUUUUUCUGCCAGUGACGAAAUCGAUAAUGAAUUUUUUAAGAUGAAUAAUAUUAAAGGUAGGUAUUCAACUCCCUUCCAUAAAGUCAACAAUCAGAAUGCACAAGAAAAUAAUAAAAAACAUCAUAAGAAAAACAAAAAAAAGAAUAAGAAUGCUGCUAGAGCAGAAGAUUUUUAUUAGUUUCUAAACUUUUUAACAAAAACUGGGAUUAUUCAUUUUAUUCAGCAUGUAGUUAACCUUUUGCAUUUAUUUGUUUAUAUAAAUAUUGUUUUUUUUUUGUAUUAUCUAAGCUUGCUCUUUAAAAAUUUUAAUAUCAUUGUAGAUUAACUAAUUCAAUGUAUUAGGAAAAUGAUGGAAAUGAAAAACAAAGAAAUAGUUGGAUUAAGAAAUAAAAA
This is a messenger RNA of Ascoidea rubescens DSM 1968, 2237 nucleotides long. It is a transcript of the gene LSG1, whose product is annotated as ribosome biogenesis GTPase LSG1. NCBI's taxonomy places the organism in Eukaryota, Fungi, Ascomycota, Saccharomycetes, Ascoideales, Ascoideaceae. The record is from RefSeq and is a predicted model, not a curated record. Gene Ontology annotation, biological process: ribosomal subunit export from nucleus. Bases 31 to 2022 code for a protein of 663 amino acids. Gene Ontology annotation, cellular component: cytosol. Gene Ontology annotation, molecular function: GTPase activity; GTP binding. The transcript has a single exon.